Gambusia affinis (western mosquitofish) is the source of this 4766-nucleotide messenger RNA. RefSeq lists its product as uncharacterized. Lineage: Eukaryota; Metazoa; Chordata; Actinopteri; Cyprinodontiformes; Poeciliidae. The transcript has 11 exons. Bases 237 to 2219 code for a protein of 660 amino acids. The record is from RefSeq and is a predicted model, not a curated record.
UUUCCCGAACUCGAGUCGAGUGGUUCCGAGAGCGGAGCCCGACAUAUUCUGAUCAUCUUCCAAAUGUUGGUGCUCGAGUCGUGAAGUGCAGCUCCUCAGAGGAGGCUGGAAGGGAGGGAGAGCAGGCAAGCAUUCCUGCAGUGAAUCACCUCUGAAAAGCGUCCUUACAUCAGCAUCAGCUGGACUGCAACCCUGACCGGCCGGCGGAAGAACGAGAUACGAGGGAAUCUUCCAAAAUGACGCCAGUCACAGUGAUUGCGCUCAGUUUUCUUAUCUCUGCAGCUAUCUCUGCCCCUCUAAAAGAAACGGAGCAAUCCGUAACGCUAUUCCAUGGAGAGGAUUUCCACAUCCUGCUGCCGUCACAAGACGUGGAGGUCACAUUCAAGAACCGUUCCGACCCUCGGAAGACCUCGGUGCUGAUGAGGGGCGGCAAAGUGAUCGGCACUCGGGUCAAACCCACCCUGCACCUCAACUACAUCAACAUAGAGGCUGUGGGUGAAGGGGACGAAGGGCUGUACAUCCUGAAGGAUUCCAAGGAUGCGAGUCUCAUCAAGCAAAUUUCACUAAUAGUCCGAGACUGCACCAUCGAGCAAAUUAUCAAAUAUGGCGGGAACUUCCAUAUUCCAGUGGUGAAUGUGAACGCCCCCAUCACUCUGGAGUACAAACCCAGUUCAGUGGAGGCCAACCUGACGUCCAGACCGGCGCUUGUGGUGCUGACGGCUGCUGGGGUCUCCACCGAGCCUUACCGAGGUCGCAUCAACGUCAACGAGCGAUCCAUCACCAUCAGCGCGGUUACAGGCGUCGAUGAGGGCAGCUACACCGUCAGGGACAACAAAGGGGUUAUCAAACAGAAAGUGUGCCUGAAUGUCAUAGAGCACAGAAACUUUGUGCUCCUUUCUGCUGAUGAGAGACUGAAGAUCAACCUGAUUCUAAACAGCUCCUUGGUCCAACUCCACUACACCCGAGACUCAGACUCCUCAGCCGUCCUGCUGAUGGACAAGGGAGAGUUCACAAGUGCUCAAGCAGAUCUUGGUUUCAAGGACCGGCUCUCUGUGGAGGAUUCGAUGGUCUUUCUAGAUCAGAUCAAGAGCUCAGAUGCUGGACUCUUUAAGAUCACAGACUUGCAGGGAUUCACCGUGUCCACCGUCCAUCUGGGAUUGAAAGCCUACAAAAUGGAGUCCCUCUAUGUGGCCAUCAUUGCCCUGCUGGGCCUGCUGGCUUUCCUUCUGCUGGUUUGCCUUCUGUCCUGCCUGAUCAAAGUGAAGAAGAGGGCCAAGAGGGCCGCUGCACUGGAGAAACUGGCUCAGAACGCUGGCAAAGAAGACGAGGGCGAGGCCUUUAGACAGGUGGUCAAGAACAUCACUAAACUGAGCGAGGAGUCCAAGCAUUCCCAAGCGGACAAUACAGAGAAAUCUCAAAGCACUGAGGUAGAUAUCAAGGGUCUGGAGGUUUCUUCUAAAGAGGUUGGCGUUGGUAAUCUGGAGACCAGUGACUCCGGCGUUGGCUUCAACACUGCUCUCCCACUCGAUACUGACACUGAUGUCCCUGAUCAAAUCCCCGAUUCUGAGGCUGUAAGCAUCUCUGUUGCUCCUGAAAUCAAACCAAGCCCUCCUUCCGCUGCUGAGUCUAAGCCAGCUGCUCCACUGGUACCAGAACCUAAAGCAAGCCCUGUUACUGAAACGAAAAAAGCCCCGGACCCACCCGUUGAAGCAAAGCUGGACAUACCCAAACCAGUAGAUGCUAAACUUAGCCCAACCCCGAGUAUGAAAUCUGGUUUGAGUCCAGCUGAAACAAAACCUGCACCCAGUCCAAGUCCAGAACCCAAGACUGGACUGAGUCCAGCUGAUCCAAAACCUGCUGCUAGUCCAAGUCCAGAACCUAAGACUAGUCUAAGUCCUGCUGAUCCAAAGCCUGCACCCACUCCAAGUCCAGAAUCGAAGAUUUCCCCACCUGCAGCCACCACUCCAGCACCCGACACUAAGAGUCCAGUGGCUUCAACUCCUGAGCCCACAAAACCGAGCCCAGCAGAACCCAUCACUAAUGGCACACCAGAUCCAGGACCCGAUUCCAAAGCAAGCCCUGAUCACGCAGAAAUCAUCACAGACCCAACUCCAAAGGAGGUUUCCACUAAACCCCACGAAGUGGAGCUGAAGUCCAGCAGCGUCGUUCCAGGGGGCAGCAAAGAUGGUGCUGCAGCCAAGGAUCCGACUACGACCUGAAGGCCACGGCUCCGAAAACACGAGGAGCCCCCACAGAUCCCCGUCUACCACCAGACAAUCAAACACCCCCUACCAAAAUGGUGAGGAAACCACAGCAAGCUGGGGCGAUGGCGAUACUAAACCCACAGUGAUACUCUAACCUUUGAGACUUUCUGACUGACACACAAUUUAAAUAACAAAAGUGGCUUUUAAUCUUUAAUUGUUUCAGUUUUGCCGCCUCGUUUUCUAUUGAUUUUACUGGAAAAACUGCCAAGCUGCAAAUUAAAUCAUUUGCAGAGUUUACAACUAAAAUAUUAACUCCACAUGAAGUGUUUUAUAGGAUAUCCAAAAAAAAGGGGUUGCGGCAUUCUACCAUAUCAGUGGAGCAGAAAUUUCGUAUUAACCUUGAACUAACCACUGGUUCCCAUUGAGACGACUGGUCCUCUAACAGCAUGUGGAUAAAACUCACAAAACGAAACUUUUUCAGCCUAAGCAUGAAUGGAUUAAAUGUUGAUGUUAUUGAUACUGAAGUUUCCAUAAUAACAAGAUUUUCAUAAAUGUAACCGAAUAGAAAAAAUUUGCACAAGUAGUAUUUAUUGUCUUAACCACUAAUAGGACUUUAUGCACAGAUUCAGAAAACAUCUUAGAUGGUUCAGAUGUGUUUUAGCAGAAAAUCCCUGAAGUCCUGGUGAUCUAGUUUUGGUCAAACCUUUAUGUGGUUUUAUAAAUGACUUUGUUUAAAUCCCAGCUGUAUUACAGAUCACUGUCCAAACUUCAUUCACGUCCUAUUACCUUCCUUUUUCUGCUUCAUAUUGGUUUUCCAAGGAGGAAAUUCUGAAACAAAUCCCAAACAGGUGGAACGCUAUUCCUCUAGUAACAUGUUUAUUUGUUUUUCCUUGCUAAUUUUCCUUUUUUAUAUCUGUUUUCUUUUACUUUAAAGCAAUUUAGUACAUUCGACUAAAACUUGAAACUCUGAAUUUAUGAGAAGCCGAAUACAAAACAAUAAGAGAAAUGGUAUCUACACUUUUAACCAGAGGGAUCUGGAUAGUUUUGUCAUUACGAUUAAAAUGAAUAAAUACAAUUGUUUCAAAAUAAAUAUUUACAAUCAGCCACUAACCAUAGAUUAUGUUACGUUAUAGGUUUAUAAAUAGUAGUUGGCGUCACAACAAGCAAAAAAUCCCAGUGAAUUCCUCUUACAGGACAAAUUGGACCCAGCACAUGUUGAUAUGUUUUGGUGGCAGUGGCAAAAAGCAAAAAUCUCUCUCUGUUAUCAGAAUAGUUCAGAUUUUUUUAAUGAGGUUCUGGUGAAAAAUUGAAGGAGUUAACAUUUACCUUCAGUGUCUCUUGGUGUCUUUAUUUUACAUAAAUACAGGUUAUAUUAGAUUGACAGCAAGUCCGAGAGGGGCCAAGAUUAAACUGUACUUCUAUAACAGAAUAACUGCAGGAACCUUUAAACCAGUUUCAUUUGCAUUAAAUAAACAGAAGCUAAUAAUUAUUGUUCUGGAAAAUGGAGAUCUGUUGAACCACCACAAACCUUCAAAUGUGAAACGAACUGAGAGCCACCUCCAAAGGGUUUAAGGUCAGAGUAACUCACAUAUAAAUAAAGUGUUGCAUAGUGCAAAAAAUACUACGGCGGUUUAUAUUAGUGCUAUUUUGUUGAUUUUUACUCUUUCUUACUUUUAUAACAGAGAGUUUCUCUGAAAAGAAUCGCUUUACAAGUUUCAUUCUGAGGCCAUGUUUCACGGAGGAAGAUUAUUGGUGGUGCACGGCCUCCAAACUUUACCAUGUAUAUAAACAUUAUAUUUUUAUUAAUAACCACUUAAAAUGUGACAAUGGUUUAAAGAUUUCUACAUAAGUAUUCACAUUAGCCAGUAUUUUUUUUAAAGGAGUAGAAGUUCAUUUUGGUCUUGGCAUCAACUAAUCUGAAUUUAUAGUAAAUGAGUUAUCUACUGGAGGUUUAAUGUUAAUUAGCUGUAAUCUUUAACUUGACUUCAAAAAUUCUGAGCUGUCUCUUUAAGGUGAGUACAGUGUGAGGUUUUAAUUGGUGCGUUCACACUGUCUCUUUUAACCUGGUUUGAGUGUGUCCGGCGGUAUACAAAAAUGCAACCAAAACAAUUUCAUUGUAAGUUUUCCCUAGUAACAAAACAGGUGCAUAAAUACAUAUUUAUGUAAGGAAAUAAAUUUUUCUACCUCAUGUUUCCCUGGUACAAGUUUUAUAUCCUGGAAUUAACUAAAAACUUUGGAAAUACAGAAGCAGCAAAAAAUUAUUCAAAGUAAAUCAUUCAGCUGCACUUCCUUCGUAGUUUUUCCUGAUUCAAUUCUUAGAAGUAAAUGAUGAUGAUUUCUUAAAAAGCCAUAAAAGAAGAUGUCAGAUUUGAUACGAAAACAACACAAAUUGAAAUUAUAUGCGUAUACAAAUGUGCCUCAGAGUCGUAUAAACCAACAACAUCUGCAGUCAGAAUGAAAAUUUGUAAUGUAAAUCACUGUAAGGGACUGCCUGGAUCUGUGUGGGAACCACCGUCACAUUUGGCAAUACUGACAAUAACCUUUAUAUAAACACACACACAC